Molecule: messenger RNA, 1540 nt
Organism: Morus notabilis
Lineage: Eukaryota; Viridiplantae; Streptophyta; Magnoliopsida; Rosales; Moraceae
Product: peroxisomal and mitochondrial division factor 2
Exons: 3
Coding region: 218-1102 (294 amino acids)
Source: RefSeq, a predicted model, not a curated record
CCCUAGUUCAUCUCAGGUUUUAGGAGUCAUUUUAGAAAAUAAAGGUUGAGGUUCUUUUGUCUUUUUCCCCCCUAAAAAUUCUUUUGCAUUUUCCUGGAAAAAAGACUAGAAACAACUUUUACCGGAGAAUCUCCCUCUCGUUUCGCCUCUAAUUCCUUUCUCGAUUUCUUGUUUCCGAGAAAGUUUUGAGAAAACCGUACAGAUAAAGGAUUGAGAAAUGGCGGACGAGACGGCGAUGAACGGCGUCGACGAUCAGAAGGUGGAGACUUUAGAGCGAGAGAAGCUAAAACUGUUGGCUGAGAACGAAGAGACCAAAGAGAGGAUCAAGGAGAUGGUGGCGGAGAUCGAGAAGCUGAGGAGCGACGAGGCGGAGGCGAAAGAGCGGCUGAGAGAUAUGGAGAAGGCGAUCGAGCGAUCGGAGGAGGACAAGAAGGCCGUCGGAGCGAUCGCGGCGCGGGCGGCGGAGCUCGAGACCGAGGUCGCGAGGCUCCAGCACGAUCUGAUAUCCGCCAUGUCCGAGGGCUCGGAGGCGAAUUCCGAGGUCGCGGAGCUGAAGAGGACUUUGGGAGAGAAAGGAGCGAGGAUCGAAACCCUAGAGAGUGAGGUCGAGAGCUUGAAGACGGCGAAGGUGGAGAGCUUGAAGAGGGCGAAAGAAAUGGAGAGGAAAAUCGGGGUUUUGGAGGCGAAAGAAAUCGAGGAGAAGAACAAGAAGGUUAGGGUUGAGGAGAAGAUGAGAGAUCUAGUCGGAGAGAAGGAGAGGGAAAUCGACGUCUUCAAGAAGGAAGUCAAGGAAUUGGAGUCUGCGAUUGCUGCGAAAGCGUCAGAGGUGCAGAAAUGGGUUAAGGAGAAAUUGAACGUCGAAGCUUUGCUGAGAGAGUCCGAGGAGAGAGCCAAGGCUAUGGAGUCCAAGGUCCUUCAGUUGCAGAAGGAGAUUAAGGAGAAGACUCUUGAGGUCGUCAAUGGCGCUGUCAACGAGGUGAAGGAGAUCUUCCAUGGAGAGGAGAAGGGUCUGAAUUUGCAGUGGCCAGUUCUGGCUGGUUCUGCGGGAGCCAUUGUUGUGGGUGUUGCUCUGAUCUAUGUGUUGUACGCAAGGCGUCGGUGAUUUGAUCGAAGGAAGCUGGAGGAGGUUUGGGUGAUGUGAAGUUAUGCUUUUGUCUGUGGAAACAAAAUGGUGUGGUGGGAACAAGAAGGAAUUAUUCCAUUUGGCUUUUAACUUGAUGCGUUUGUGUGAAGUUUCUUUCCAUGGUUCAUUUGGUUAUUUUCUGCCUUGAAUUGGUGGGAUUUCCUCAACGAAAAGUGCUUCCUCGAAGCUAAACAAAGGCUGCCUUGUUGCUGAAAAUUCGCGGUCCUCAAAGGGCUAAAGCUCAAGCUUGGACACAAAGCAUGUUAAGGAAUUGUUACGAUUUUUUUUUUUCAUCGUAACAAGUGGCCCUUAAUCUUAAUCUGUUGGAGUUUCCUCUAAUUGCCUAGUGAAAUGACCAAUGAGUUUGAGUAUUUUUGUAACAAAAUAGAAAUAUUGGCGCAUGAAAGACUGGAUGUA